Messenger RNA from Bursaphelenchus xylophilus (pine wood nematode), 1193 nucleotides. The record is from the annotation of a GenBank genome assembly. Lineage: Eukaryota; Metazoa; Nematoda; Chromadorea; Rhabditida; Aphelenchoididae.
AUGGAAAAUUACAUCGAUCUUGACGACUCUCAGGCGGUAUGGUAUUCAAAAGACAGUCUUGUCCUUCGAAAAGAGAUGGGUUACACGUCUAUGGAAGAGAAUGAGACUUUAGUCGAUCCCAUGAAAGAACCAGAAAAGCCUUACAUCCUGACACCAAAGAUGUUCAAACGAGCUCGCAUCAAGUGUCCGACUCCAGAAAAAAAGCAUAACAACCUUAUUCAACUCCAACCACCGGGUCCAUCUCAACUGUUACACGAAAACACGGUUGAAAACGCGACUCCUCAGCCAAGGAAGGUCAAGUUUCGGGGUUUACCGGUCAAUAACAAUAUCAGGUCUCCCUUCUUGCUGAACACUCCACCAUUGGCUUUUGCUGUUCGUACUGUACGCGCUGCUAUCGCAUCCGUACCACCUCCGUCACCCCGUCCGGAUUACCGUGAAAUGUUUUUUCUGCCUCCUCCACCUCAACCAUCAUCUCUUCCUCGUCCUCAUCCAGUUCAGAAUAAUUUAGUUCCGCCGCGAAAUGUAAGGCUUCUAUUUUUUGAUGAAGUAGUCUUUCUGAUAAUUCCAGGCACACCCGUUGCCACCAUCUACUGUUAUUACUCCGGUCUCAUUUUCUCCUUUUAAUGUUGGUAUCUUCCAAUCUAUGAUACUCCGUCUUCCGAGUGGAGCCAACAUUGGAAUUGAGGAUUUAGUUCGUGGAAGGCUGAUUGGUGUUAUUUUUGCAGCUGAUUUUUGUCCAGCUUCGCAGAAUUUCUUUCAGAAACUCCAGGUGAGCCAAGUUUGUUACCUAAACAAGUUUAAUUUUAGAUUUUUUACGAAAAUAUUCGAAGUCUAGGAAAGAAUUUCGAGGUAAUUUGGGUUCCUGGUGGUUUUGAUGAGAACGGGCAGAGUAGAAUGCAACAAACAGCUCGAUGGCCACAUUUGGAACCAACCGAUAUCAGAGUUGCGUAAGUUUUGGGUUAGAUCGUGUUUGAAAGUUAGUUGAGAAUGUUUGGAUUGUCUUAUCCUUUUGUUUUAGUCACUUCCUUCAAUACUUCAACAUCCAGAAAAUUCCCAGUUUCCAUUUGUGCACUCCUCAGGGUGAGAUUUUGUCUUCUACUGGCUAUGAAGAAAUAUUUUUCUCCAAUGAUCCACCAAUCAAGGUCUGGAGGGGAUGGAAGAGGCGAUACUCUCACAGAUUACUGAUUAUCUGA